Messenger RNA from Oikopleura dioica, 606 nucleotides. The record is from the annotation of a GenBank genome assembly. Lineage: Eukaryota; Metazoa; Chordata; Appendicularia; Copelata; Oikopleuridae.
AUGAGUGUACCUCAAAAUCUCCUGGAGCUGCUGCGAAAAGAAGUCGAUCAAUUUUCAAGUGCAAAUGAACAAAAUUCAAGCGCGCUAGAACGAUUCGAUAUCAACACAGCCUAUGCAAAGUUUGACUUUAUUCCAAGAUAUGAGUUUGAACUCGAAGUUUUUCAAAAUGAUGAGCUGGAAAUCUUGUGCGAAUCCAAAGUCGACCGAGAUUGGGCAGUAGUACGCCUAAAAGCCGAAAAAGAUCGCCUUGGAAUUUUACCGCUUACUUACAUAAAGGCGGCCGAAAGAUUUGGCCUAACGUCAGGAGCGGAUUUCUACCCGGAAAUUGAAAAUAUAAAAGACAAAGAGCGAAUCUGGCUAUUGGAAGCGAAACUGGCUCAAGCUGAGAGCAGGAUCAAACAAGUCGAGGGGCAAAUGCAUGAGCUGAGACAACAGGUGGACUCGUACGAAGCUUGUGUCGUUUGCGUUCAGCCGGUUAAAAAUGGAAGAAUGGCGCUUUCAUGCGGACAUACGUUUUGUAAAGACUGUACAGACCAUUUUUGGAAAGAACGAAAAUGCCCUGUUUGCAAUCAAAGACCAAACGGGCUUUUUCAUCUUCAUUUGUAG